AUGUACAAAUCUUUCCUUCCACGCUCACCAGCAUCUUCCUCAGAUCCAGCUCCAGACUGGAACAAUGUGGCAGCAGAUUACAACUCCACACACAUAUUCCGAUUCUCUCACGGACUGACGGGAACCGAUCCAAGGGCAGACUGGUUCUACCCUACCGCAAUCGGCUACAUCUUUGCCUUUCUCCUGAUUACAAUCUUCCUCCGCCGCAUCUCACUUCUCCUCUUCACCACCCUCCGUCAUAUCUCUACCGCCGGUCACACCCACCACGAUCAGCAGAUCUGGUCCAAAAACAUGUUUCCUUUCUACUCGACCCUCAAAAGACGUCUUCUCGAUGCACCUCUUUUCAAGCAUCGCCACAACGAGGAGUUCCACCUCACCAAGCGAAUCAGUCUCGGCACACUGCCAACCCGAAACCACACUCUCAUUCUCACCAUCUACAUGCUCUGGAACCUAGCAUUCUGCCUCGCCCUCCCGUGGAACCGGGAGAAAGGCCACGCCAUAAUCGCCGCUCUCCGUGGCCGAAGCGGUGUCCUAGCCACAUUUAACUUAAUCCCCAGCAUUCUGUUCGCCACACGAAAUAACCCCCUGAUCUGGAUCCUGAACGUCAAUUAUGACACUUUCAUGCUUUUUCAUCGCUGGAUUGCUCGUCUUGCUGCCGUGGAAGCAAUUAUACAUACCCUGUGCUGGUUGGUCAAUACAUAUAUCGCAGGCGACUGGGCUGGUGUUCGAGGAUCGCUGGAUGAUGCACUUUCGUAUCGUGUUGCGGCUGUUGCGACGGGGUUGUUGAUCUUCAUUCUCGUGCAGGCUUGGUCGCCUGUUCGUCGGGCGUUUUAUGAUACGUUUGUUACGUUCCAUAGGAUUUCGGUGUAUGGGGCUCUGGUCUGCAUUUAUCUCCAUCUGUAUUAUCAUGGUCUUAGACAGAUUCCGUUCAUGUAUGCGAUCUUUGGGAUUCUUGGAUUCGAAUAUCUCGCUAGGGUUUGGGGAGUUCUGACUUACAAUGUUUCGAUUCGGGGACGACGAUUCACGAAGCUUAGUGUCGAAGCACUACCUGGGAAUAUCAGCAGAGUGACGAUCUCGUUGGCGAAACCUUGGAAGCCGAGACCGGGAGCCAUUGUACAUGUUUACAUUCCUUCGUUGGCACUUUGGACAUCUCAUCCGUUCUCCAUCUCUUGGUACAGCGAGUCCAGUUCUAUAUUGCGGUCAGGAUCGGAAUUCUUCCCAAGUCAGUCGAAGUUCUCGGAAGCUUCUACUGUUUGCACGUCGAGUUCUUCGGUGUACAGCGUCAACACCCUUGGGGAGAGACAGUCAGUCGUUGAGCUCAGACGAGACACAAGAGACGACCAACCGAGUAGUGUAUCAACCAUAACACUCCUCGUCCAUUCCCGUAAAGGCAUGACUCGCAAGCUCCACAAUCGCGCGAAAUGGCACAACGCUACACCAACUUCACCCUUCUACACUGCCUUUGGCAUCAUUGAGUCUCCAUACUCCUGGAGUUCUCGCGAGACUCGCAAUGCAUUCAACUCCUACGGCACAGUCUUACUCCUCGCAGGUGGGAUAGGCAUCACAGGCGUCCUACACCAAAUCCUCGAAAUCGCCUCUCGAGCUAGACGUGGUGACAAUUCCGCGAGGAAAGUGGUUCUCACAUGGGCUGUUGCGAGUGUUGACGCGUUGAGCUGGGUCGAUGAUUGGGUGGAGGAGAUUCUUUAUACUGCUAGAGAGGUUACUAGCUUGGAUUUGGAGAUUAAGGUUUUUGUUAGUGAGAAGAGGGUUAGGACGGAGAAGGAUGUUGAGAAGGGAAAGGAGGAAGUUUCUUUGCCGGCGUGGGUGCAUGAUGCGAGGGUCAAGGUGGAGUAUAAGAAGUGUGAGAUUGAGGGGAUUGUGGGAGAGGUUUUUGAGAAGAGGGUGGGUGCGAUGGUGGUGGGUGUUUGUGGGCCGGGGAGGUUGGCUGAUGGGGUGAGGAAGGCGGUUAGGGGGAGGAUGGGGGAGGGGUCGGUUGAUUUUGUGGAGGAGGGGUUUUCGUAUUAG
This is a messenger RNA of Cadophora gregata, 2025 nucleotides long. RefSeq lists its product as uncharacterized. The record is from RefSeq and is a predicted model, not a curated record. Lineage: Eukaryota; Fungi; Ascomycota; Leotiomycetes; Helotiales; Ploettnerulaceae. The coding region runs from base 1 to 2025 and encodes 674 amino acids. The transcript has a single exon. Gene Ontology annotation, cellular component: plasma membrane. Gene Ontology annotation, biological process: copper ion import; iron ion transport; intracellular iron ion homeostasis. Gene Ontology annotation, molecular function: ferric-chelate reductase activity.